Messenger RNA from Oncorhynchus kisutch (coho salmon), 5370 nucleotides. Its product is annotated as transmembrane protein 164. The record is from RefSeq and is a predicted model, not a curated record. The transcript is spliced from 6 exons. The coding region runs from base 746 to 1684 and encodes 312 amino acids. NCBI's taxonomy places the organism in Eukaryota, Metazoa, Chordata, Actinopteri, Salmoniformes, Salmonidae.
AGGCGGGGUUAAAUGCAGCUAUCCAAUCCAGGAAGUAAUUUAGUGUAGAGACAAAUUGAAAUGGUUCACGACUAACUGGAUGUAAAGAGCUAUACUGGUUUUGUGACCAAAGCUAUAACAUUAUUUAAUAUAAAAUAUCGCUGCAGAAAGAACUGUAUCUUGUGAUGUACGUUAUCACAUAUAGUUGUAAUAUAACCAUUUAGUUAGAUACAGUAGCUACUUUCACACUUGUGCUGGAUCGAUGUAAAAUAGUUCUGCUGGUUUGUGACACAUCGUGCAACUGGGUGCUGAAAAUUACCUCUCUUGGUGAGAUAUAGCAUCGGAAGAACUACAGCUGGACGUUUUAGAAAUUGUUGGACUAUUUUUUUUCCUACCAGUUAGCCAAUAUAUUUGGCAAACGGAUGUGGCUGCCACCUGCUAGCUAACGUUAGCAAUUGCUUGCAGUUAGCUAUUUUCCACUGCAAAUUGGUGACAUGGCCAUGACAUGCUGUUAGCUACUGUAAUCACAGCUGUCAUUUGAAUGUCCACGUUUCCAUGUCAAUGUGAAGUAGCUAUAGUUUGCUAGAGACCCCCCACUCUGGAAUUUGGUCUGGCACUGUUCGCCACCGAGUUCCCGUCCACGCAAGCUAGCUGAUUUGUUGCUACUAUUACUACUUGUCAAGAAUAGGAGGCGGUGGCAGCUUUGGUGGAUACAUUUCUGCCUCAGCUUUAUAGAGAUCACUGCCGAGGUGAAAUACUGCAGUUCAUGUUUCGACAAGAAGUCAGUGUACUGUCUUUUAUUCCGUCUUGUUCCUACCUUUUCCAACACGAGAAGAGGAAUAUGUCUAGAUAUAACAUUUACAGUCUUUUAGACUGGUUGUAUGGCGGCGUGGACCCAAAGUUUGAAGGCAACGGGGGCCCAGAAUGUGCCGCCUUUCUUGCACCGCAACAACGUAUCAGCGAGAGUUUUGUCAUGGUUCUGAUUUCCAUCGUGGAAGUUGUCGUCGCAUUGAGAAAAAUCAACAUUUGUAAAGAACUCAAAGAGAUUGCGAAAGAUGGGCCAAGGACGAAACAGGACAGUUUCGGCAAGAACCUGUUGCUGGUUGCUCUGUGUAUGACGUUUGGAGUAGAGGUCGGAUUCAAAUUCGCCACCAAGACAGUAAUCUACCUACUGAAUCCAUGUCAUGUUAUGACCAUGGUGCAGAUAUUCCUGCUGGCCUGUCCGCCAUGUAAAACAGCCAUGGUCAUCUUUAGGCUUCAGGUCCAUAUGCUGAACGGUGCUUUACUGGCCCUUGUCUUCCCUGUGGUCAACACUAGACUGCUUCCGUUUGAGAAGGAGGUCUACUACAUUCAGCAUUCCAUGCUCUACCUGGUGCCGGUAUACCUCUUCAGGAAAGGAGGUGUGUACAAGCCGGAGCCCUUAGGGGACAUGUGGUGGGCUAUCCUCUCCACUGGCAUCUUGUUCCUCUAUCACUUCCUGUUCCUGCAGGGCCUGGGCCUGAUGACCGAGGUCAACCUGAAUAACAUGUUGUGUCCAGCGGUGUCUGACCCAUUUUACGGGCCUUGGUACCGGGUUUGGGCUGCGGGUCACCAGACCCUGCUGACCCUGGUCCAUGGGAAGGCCCUGACCCUCUUCUCUUACCACACCGGCCCCACCUGCAGGUACCUGCUGGACACCGCAAGACUUCGCAGCAAGGUCGACUGAACAGACCGACACAGACUCACACGGACGUAGCCUUUUUAAAUCCAAUGCCUGUUCUUACGUUGGGAUUUUCUAUCAACAUUUUUAAUGCAUCUUGUACGACUUACCUUUUUUUACUGUAAAGAAUUAGGCAUUUCAGGGUAAAUUAAACAAAGUUAUUAUGUUUGUGUUAGGGAUGGCUUACAUUGUUUGCAUGCACACAUGAUGGGAAGACUGCUGGAGUUGGUAGUAAUUGGUGUGUGGCUGGCCAUGGGAAAUUAGCUUUUUCUUUUGUCUUGGUCAGAUUUCCUGAACCUGAGUUACUCAUGUUUCUAAAAGUUACUCUUUAUUUCUAAAGUUGCCUUUUGUAGUUAUGUUCAGGAAAAUGGGGCUAGCCUACAUAUCACUGAAUUGUCAUUGUUACUGUACACCUUAAACUCUUAAUUUGUGCUUUCUAUGACAGUUGGCCCCGGUAUGGGUCAAGUUGCCAUUUUGUGUUUGUAUUUAAGAUAACGUUAUCUUUGACAUGUUUAAUCCAUUGUAAAAGCCAUCACUUUGUGAUAUUUUGUUUGUUAGAAGAGUAACGGUUGUGAUGCAUUUGUCUCUGUCAUAUCUGUGGUCACAGCCUCUGCUGACAAGGAGAAACCUGUUCCUCACAUCUUUGCUGGAUCGAGUGGUAUAAAUGAGAGGGGACAAAGAUGCAGGAGCCAUCUCUCCAUCACUGAUUUUACUAAACUGCAGAGGUGAAAGAGAAUGUAAGGGGCCUUUUUACAGACAAGUGUUUGUCCUGUUGGAUCAUUAUGGACGAGGGGAAAUUAUAGGAAGGUAUCUUGAUGUACAGUGCCUUUAAAGUAUUCAGACCCCUUGACUUUUUCCAAAUGUUAGCUUACAGCCUUAUUCUAAAAUUGAUGGGAAAAAAAACAUGUAAUACAUCUACACACAAUACCCCACAAUGACCAAGCAAAAACACGUUUUUAGAAAUUCUUGCAAAGUUAUGAAAUAAACAAAUACCUACAGUGCCUUCUGAAAGUAUUCAGAGCCCUUACAUUCAAACCAUUUACUCAGUACUUUGUUGAAGCACCUUAAGCAGUAAUUACAGCCUCAAGCCUUAAAGGGUAUAUUGCCACAAGCUAGGCACACCCGUAUUUGGGGAGUUUUUCCCCAUUCUUCUCUGCAGUUGUUUGAUCGGGUAAAAAUCUGUGCUCUGGCUGGGCCACUCAAGGACAUUCUGAGACUUGCCCUGAACCUACUCCUGUGUUGUCUUGGCGGUGUGCUUAAGGUUGUUGUCCUGUUGGAAGGUGAACCUUCGCCCCAGUCUAAGGUCCUGAGCGCUCUGGAGCAGGUUGUCAUCUGUACUUUGCUCUGUUCAUCUUUCCCUCGAUCCUGACUAGUCUCCCAGACCCUACUGCUGAAAAACAUCCCCACAGCAUGAUGCUGCCACCACCAUGCUUCACUGUAGGGAGGGUGCCAGGUUUCUUCCAGAUGUGACGCUUGGCAUUCAGGCCAAAGAGUUCAAUCUUGUUUUCAUCAGACCAGAGAAUCUGGUUUCUCUUGGUCUGAAUGUCCUUUAGGUGUCUUUUUGCAAACUCCAAGCGGGCUGUCAUGUGCCUUUUACUAAGGAGUGGCUUCCGCCUGGCCACUCUACCAUUAAAGCCUGAUUUGGUGGAGUGCUGCAGAGAUGGUUGUCCUUCUGGAAGGUUCUCCCAUCUCCACAGAGGAACUCUGGAGCUCACGGCUUGGUUUUUGCUCUGGCAUGCAGUUAAUGUGGGACCUUUUUUAUAUAGACAAGUGUGUGCCUUUCCAAAUCAUGUCCAAUGAAUUGAAUUUAUCACAGGUGGACUCCAAGUUGUAGAAACAUCUCAAGGAUGAUCAAUGGAAACAGGAUGCACCUGAGCUCAAUUUAGAGUCUCAUAGCAAAGGGUCUGAAUACUUAUGUAAAUAAGGUAUUCCUGUUUUUUUUUUAUGUGCAAAAUUUUUGCUUUGUCGUUAUGGGGUAUUUUGUAUAGAUUGCUGAGGAUUUGUAUUAUUUAACCCAUUUUAAAAUAAGGCUGUAAUGUAACAAAAUGUGGAAAAAGCCAAGGGGUCUGGAUACUUUCUGAAUGCACUAGGUUUUGGAUACAGCACAGUUGUCAAAAGGGUGAGAGGAGCGAUGUCCUGUGCCUGUUGAGAGAGGGGAUCUGAAAGGUAGAGAUGGCCUUCAGAGAUGAUUCAUUAAAGGGAUUUAGGGCUCUAUUAAAUCCGUAUUGCGGAAGUUCGGCAUUACAGCGUGAUAGAAAUGUAAAAGCAUUGUUCCUGAGUUAGCGGUAAACACUUCAUAUGUUGACUUCAGUAAUACAGAUUGAAGAGCCUUUUGAUCAUGGGGCAUAUUCAGUGGUUUGCUAUCAAGGUUGCGGAUGAAAUGUAUGUGUAACGUCAGUUCUCAAUCAAAUGCCUAUUCUAUACAUUACACUUCAAUCUACAUUCUGAGUGUUAUUUUUAAGGGGCAGCCCAAUUUCAGUCCAUAUAUCUACAUAAUCGAUCACAUACUUUGUUUAAUGUAUCUGUUUAUUGAUUACCUGCAUAGCUCUACUUCGGGACAGUCAUUGGGGACCCCUGUUUUAAGGGAAGUAUCUGUUUUCAAUACAAUUUCCUAUUCCCUAUCACUUCGAUCGAUCCCAUUUUGUAAUGAGGGAUUGUGUUCCCUUACACAUUAGAAAAACAAGGGAUAUGGUAUACUUUUGUACACUUUUCUGGGUGGAUGUGCAAUGUGUUGUAUUGACAAUAAAUGUGAUUUCUGCCCUUAAAUGGUCUUCUCAGUGAAUAGCUCAGGAACUAAUAAAUAAUUCAUUGGAUUUAUAUAGUGCUCAAAAGAGUAAGGGGGAACACCUCUACCAAUGUGUACCACCAACAAUAUUAUCCAAGCUGUAAAUAUAACCUUGUGUAUUGUGUAUUGUAUAACAUUCAAUCAAGCUCCAACUCCAUGUUGGAUUGUAAUAAAACACCCAUGACACAAAACAUACGCACACAAUUUUGUAUAUUUUCACUUGGUUUUACAUUUUUUAUUGGAUAAAUGAUUUAAAGGUAAUAAAUGUUUAACUACAUUAUCUCCACAGCCAUUGCUCACAUACCCACUGAUAACCCAUCAAUAUAUAUGAUUUUUUCCCCCACAAUUUUUUGGGGUGGGUCUUUUUUUUAAUAUGCCAUACUAUCAUAAAUGCCCAUUAAGUCUCAUCACACUAACAGCAAUUCAAUGGGGAAGGAGGAUCUAGCUCUAAAGGGAAGUCGUUUAUUUCCCAGUUCAUAUUAUUCCAUCAACAUUUUAAAGUUACUAAAGUUGAGAAAGUGAACCAAAAAUUCAAAGUCGAACAAAUAAAAGGUGGUUGUGAGGGGUUACGCCAGGCAACCCCACAUCCUGUCAUGCCACCACAGCAGAGACUGUCACUCUGCACAGCAACAUGUCUCAACUUGGUGUCUGAAAUUUUCUGAACAUAGAAAACCACAAUUAAUUUAGAAACUAGAUCCAAAAUAUUUUUUUGAAAAUAAUUAAUGUACAAAAAAGUUUUUUUUCUUAAAGUACAUUUUCUUAUAAAAGUUUUAUUCAUUUGUAGAUCAGUGCGAUUGUAUUCCAGUGCAGCUACUGGGUCCAGAGUAAAGAAAAGAGGCUUUUUCAUCUUUAAUGGCAUAAAAAAGAGAAACUCAUCUUUUAUAUAUGAAGUAUAACUGCUGGUCUU